This is a messenger RNA of Papaver somniferum (opium poppy), 576 nucleotides long. RefSeq names its product putative cullin-like protein 2. Gene Ontology annotation, biological process: ubiquitin-dependent protein catabolic process; protein ubiquitination. Gene Ontology annotation, cellular component: cullin-RING ubiquitin ligase complex. The transcript has a single exon. NCBI's taxonomy places the organism in Eukaryota, Viridiplantae, Streptophyta, Magnoliopsida, Ranunculales, Papaveraceae. The coding region runs from base 1 to 576 and encodes 191 amino acids. Gene Ontology annotation, molecular function: ubiquitin protein ligase binding. The record is from RefSeq and is a predicted model, not a curated record.
AUGAAGAAAGUCUUAUUUCCACCUUCUCCUUUACUCCCAAUAAGUCAUGUCAUCAUUUUCUAUAACCCGAAUGAUGAUGUUUCUAUGGUGCAAGAAUUUGUUAAGAGAUGGGCUAAUCAUAAGGUUAUGGUGAGUAAGCUUUCUCGCUAUUUCAAUUAUAUGGAUCGCUAUUAUAUUCUUCGAAUGAAACUUCCUUGUUUGAAAGAUGUUGGGUUUGGUUGCUUUCGUAAAAUAGUGUAUGAGAAGAUGAAAGUGAAAGUUAGGGAUGCUGUUAUUGUGUUGAUUAAUCAAGAACGCGAGGGAGAUGAAAUUGAUAGGAGUUUGGUCAAGGAUGUCUUAGAGGUGUUUGUUGAAAUUGGGAAUGAGAAUGGGAAAGAUAAGUUGGAUUGUUAUGUUGAUGAUUUCGAAACUGCGUUUUUAAGUGAUAUGGUCGAUUAUUAUACUCGGAAAGGUUCUAAUGAGAUUAAGGUUGCAGAAUGUUUUCAAAGGGAGAAGGACAGGAUUUUUCACUAUUUGCAUUCCAGUACUGAGAAGAAGUUGUUGAAAAAAGUUCAAAGUUCAGGUGUUCCCUGCUGA